Messenger RNA from Lotus japonicus, 1304 nucleotides. RefSeq lists its product as uncharacterized. The transcript is spliced from 3 exons. The coding region runs from base 65 to 1273 and encodes 402 amino acids. The record is from RefSeq and is a predicted model, not a curated record. Lineage: Eukaryota; Viridiplantae; Streptophyta; Magnoliopsida; Fabales; Fabaceae.
UAUAUGGACUCAAGGUUCCACCAUUCAAUGCAUCUCUUCCCAUCUACUUCAAAUUUCACAAAUAAUGGAUCCACCAGAGUUUGAUCUCCAAGCAUACCUUGAAAAAAGUGAGAGAGAAGAUGCUUAUGUACUCAACCAUUUUAGAGAGCGUCAAAAUCUAAUAUUGCAGGCUAGUGCAACUCGUGGUAGAAAAAAUCUCAACAGAGAUCAUGCAGCGGCAAACCGAAGGCUAAUUGACGACUACUUUGCCAAUGAGCCUACAUACGACGAUGGAAUAUUCCGUCGCCGGUACCGGAUGCAAAAACAUGUUUUCCUUCGAAUCGUUGCGGACCUUUCAAGUAGUGAUAACUACUUCACACAACGAUUUGAUGCAGCGAAGAAAGAAGGCAUAUCGCCCUUAGCAAAAUGCACCACAGCAAUGCGAAUGUUAGCAUAUGGUGUGGCAGCAGAUGCAGUCGAUGAGUACAUCAAAAUCGGAGGUACUACAGCACUGGAGUGUGUACGUAGAUUCUGUAAAGGAAUCAUACGAUUGUAUGAGCACGAGUACCUGAGAGCACCAACUCAAGAGGACCUGCAAAGAAUACUACAGGUUAGUGAACAGCGGGGGUUCCGAGUGGAGAAAUUCACCACGGUUAUUCUUGAAGCAGUUGCAUCUCAUGAUCUAUGGAUCUGGCAUGCCUUUUUUGGGUGUCCGGGGACCCUGAACGACAUAAACGUUCUAGACCGGUCACCAGUGUUUGAUGAAUUGGAACAGGGAAACGCGCCACGUGUGAAUUUCAUCGUGAAUCAACGUCCCUAUAAUAUGGCAUACUAUCUAGCUGAUGGUAUCUACCCUUCUUAUCCAACUUUCGUCAAAUCUAUUAGACUUCCUCAAAGUGAACCCGAUAAGUGCUUUGCAAAACAUCAGGAGGGAUAUCGGAAGGACAUCGAGCGUGCAUUUGGAGUGCUUCAAGCUCGUUUUCAAAUCAUCCGUGAACCAGCUCGCUUGUGGGACAUAAAUGAUUUGGGUAUCAUCAUGAGGUCAUGCAUCAUAUUACACAAUAUGAUUGUUGAGGAUGAACGAGAUUCAUAUGCUCAACGCUGGACCGAUUUUGAGCAAGCUGAGGGAAGUGGAUCUAGCACACCGCAACCAUACUCGACCGAGGUGUUGCCCGCUUUUGCGGAUCAUGUGCGUGCUAGAUCCGAGUUGCGUGAUCCAAAUGUCCAUCACCAACUGCAAGCAGAUCUAGUGAAGCACAUCUGGACAAAGUUUGGAAUGUAUCCUCAUGAUUAAAUAUGCUUUGUAUCGUACUAAUUAUGUUAUU